Molecule: messenger RNA, 2071 nt
Organism: Adelges cooleyi (spruce gall adelgid)
Lineage: Eukaryota; Metazoa; Arthropoda; Insecta; Hemiptera; Adelgidae
Product: pyruvate kinase-like
Exons: 9
Coding region: 367-1956 (529 amino acids)
Biological process (GO): glycolytic process
Cellular component (GO): cytoplasm
Molecular function (GO): magnesium ion binding; potassium ion binding; pyruvate kinase activity
Source: RefSeq, a predicted model, not a curated record
UGUAAUCCGACCGGUAAAACAAGCCGGUAAUUGACGUACGAACUGUGAUCGUUAUUGACGGUUCACCUUGGUAAUAUAAAUAUAUAUUUCCUUCAGCCGUCAUCGGGUUAUCUCCGCGAUCGUCUUUAAUAUUUUCUUCAACACCCCACUUCGUAUACUAACGUACCUACGCGAAAAAAAAAAAAAAAGUCGAAAAAUAUAAUAAUAUCGUUACCACAUUCACUCAGUCAGCCAAAACUCUGGCACACUCCUCCGGUUCGAUACGGUACGGUCGAUUGUGUUUCUGGUGAAAAAAAAAAAGCCGAAAACGUUUAAAACAAAAAAUACCUACAUUUCCCCGCAAACCUCGUUCGAAAACAAACAAACAUGUCUAAAGCAGUAUAUCAACAUGACAAUACUUCCACUCACUUAGAUUAUAUGUCCUCGCUCGAUAUCGAUGUCGAAGCUCAGUUCGUUCGUCUCUCUGGUAUCAUUUGCACUAUCGGGCCAGCGUCUGUCGCCGUGGAGACACUUGAAGAAAUGAUCGACUCCGGCAUGAAUGUUGGUCGAUUAAAUUUCUCUCAUGGAUCUCAUGAAUACCACGCUAAUACUAUUAAGAACUUGAGACAAGCCGCUGAAAACUACGGUAAAAAGAUUGGCAUUUACUGUCCAUUGGCUGUUGCUUUGGAUACUAAAGGGCCUGAAAUCAGAACUGGAUUGUUGGAAGGCGGUGGAUCUGCUGAGAUCGAACUAAAGAAAGGUGACACUAUUCGUCUGACAACCGACAAAGACUUUGAAUCUCGCGGAACCGCUACUGAAGUGUAUGUAGAUUACCCUAAUAUCACAAAAGUAGUAAAACCAGGCAACCGAGUGUUUGUUGAUGAUGGUCUUAUUUCUUUGAUUGUGAAACAAAUUGGAAGCAACUAUGUUGUUUGUACAAUUGAGAAUGGUGGAUCAUUGGGAAGUCGCAAAGGUGUUAACUUACCCGGUGUUCCUGUUGAUCUUCCGGCUGUAUCCGAAAAAGAUAAAAGCGAUUUGCAGUUUGGAGUUGAACAAGGCGUGGACAUGAUUUUUGCAUCAUUCAUCCGUGAAGCAUCUGCUAUUAAGGAAAUCAGAGAAAUUUUAGGUGAAAAAGGAAAAAAUAUCCUUAUCAUAUCGAAAAUCGAAAACCACCAAGGCAUGAAGAACUUGCAAGAAAUCAUUGAGGCGUCUGAUGGUAUCAUGGUCGCUAGAGGUGAUUUGGGUAUUGAAAUCCCACCAGAAAAAGUCUUCCUUGCACAAAAAGCUAUGAUCGCCCGUUGCAACAAAGCCGGUAAACCAGCAAUUUGCGCUACUCAAAUGUUGGAAUCUAUGAUCAAGAAACCCCGUGCAACCAGGGCUGAAUCAUCUGACGUCGCCAAUGCUAUUUUGGAUGGAGCCGAUUGUGUCAUGUUAUCUGGCGAAACCGCUAAAGGUGAAUAUCCUUUAGAAUGCGUUCGAACAAUGGCCACUAUCUGCAAGGAAGCUGAGACUGCGGUUUGGCAAAAACAAUUGUACUCCGAUUUAUCAUCUGCUGUUGUUUUACCGUUGGGCGCUUCUCACACUACUGCUAUCGCCGCCGUGGAUGCCGCUAACAAAUGUAAGGCCGCUGCAAUUAUCGUUCUUACAACGUCGGGCAACUCUGCUCACCUUCUUUCCAAGUACCGUCCUCGUAGUCCUAUCGUAGCUGUGACCAGGAACGCUCAAGUUGCUCGUCAAUGUCACAUCUACCGUGGUAUUCUGCCUUUGUACUACAAUGAACAACCGUCAUCAGACUGGUUGAAGGACAUUGACAACCGUGUCGUUCAUGCGAUCAAGUUCGGUAAGGCUCGUGGUUUCAUUCAAUCCGGAGAUCCAGUUGUUAUCGUCACUGGAUGGAAGAAGGGAUCCGGAUACACCAACACUUUACGCAUUGUGUAUGUACCCGAUCAAGAAGAAUUUUGCCUCAUAAAAUUAUAAAUUAACGAAUGUAAUUGGGCACUAGGUAUUAAACAUAUUGUGGUUUUUUUUUACUUAGCAUUUGUGGUAUAAAACCCUCCUAAGAUAGAUUAAUAAAUUAAUGUAUUCAAUUAAA